Drosophila busckii is the source of this 2096-nucleotide messenger RNA. It is a transcript of the gene SmydA-4, whose product is annotated as SET domain-containing protein SmydA-8. NCBI's taxonomy places the organism in Eukaryota, Metazoa, Arthropoda, Insecta, Diptera, Drosophilidae. Bases 304 to 1884 code for a protein of 526 amino acids. The record is from RefSeq and is a predicted model, not a curated record. Gene Ontology annotation, molecular function: protein binding. The transcript has 6 exons.
CAACAACAGUUGCAAUCUGUGUGCCGCGACCCGCAGAGGCGUGUUAAAGGCUCUGCUGCCAAUAUUUUUUGUUGUUGUUGUUGUUGUUGUUGUGUGCAGUGUAAUUUACAAACAUAAUUACAUGACAAGUUGCUUAAUGCAAUAAAACGCAUUACAAUAUAAAAGCGAAACAUUUUUUAAAAGCAUAUCAAUUAAAAGGCUGCAAUUACCAAUUAAAAAAUCAAUUGCAACGCCUGAGCUUCCGCACAUGAGAGUGUGUGCGUGUGUCCGUGUUCGUGUGUGUGUGUGUGAGACACAAACAAAAUGCCAGCGAGAAAACAUAAGAAGACCAAGCAACAGCGUCAACAGAAGCAGCAACAAAAAGAGCAACAAAUUGCCAAAACAAAACCGCAAGAGCAUGUGGAACCGCAGGAAUUGCAGUCCGCGUUUCGCAUUGAGCAUUCAGAGCUGAUGGGACGCUAUCUGGUAGCCAAUCGUGAACUUGUGGCGGGCGAGCUGCUCAUUAGCGAGGAGCCGCUGGCCAUAGGACCCUGCGAAACCGCAGAUCCUGUAUGCCUGGGCUGCUAUCAGCCAGUUAGUCUGGCGCCGCAGCAAUAUCGCUGUGCCGGCUGUGGCUGGCCCAUGUGCAGCGCCAAGUGCGGCGGCAUGCAACGGCCGACCGGACACACAUCAGCGGAAUGUGCAUUCUAUGCAGAGCAUCGCGCGCAGACGGCCGAGCAACUCAACAGCAAAGCGUCGCCAGCUGAGGUGCGAGAUCUCUAUGAGCUGGUGCUCAUUAUUAGAAUAAUGCUGCUGCAGCAGCUGGCGCCGGAGCAGUAUAAGCGCAUACGCCAAAUGGAAUCGCAUACGCAGCAGCGGCGAUUGAAUGCAACGCUCUGGCAGCACUAUGAGAAGAAUGUGGUGCAACGCUUGCGUGCGGAUUGGCAGCUGGCUGAGCGUUGGACAGCAGAGGAGCUGCAUGAGAUUUGCGGCAUUUUGGAUGUGAAUUGCUUUGAGAUUGGGCAGCGUGGCGCCAAGGCGCGUACGCUAUAUCCGAGCGCAUUUCUGCUCGCGCACGAUUGCCGACCAAAUACCUCGCAUACGGAUGAUCCCCAAUCCUAUGCCAUAUUGCUGCGUACAUCGCGGCGCGUGCGCGAACAGGAGCCGCUGACGCUCAGCUAUGCGUACACGCUGCAGGGCUCAUUCAAGCGUCGCACAUUCAUCCAGGGCGGCAAGCUCUUCUGGUGUCAGUGCCAGCGCUGUGCCGAUCCCACCGAACUGGGCACCCAUUGCAGUGAUCUGGCCUGUGGCAAAUGCAAGCUGGGCAGCAUACGUGCCACAGCACCGCUCGAGCAGCUGGCAGACUGGGCCUGUGAUCACUGCGAUUACCGUUUGACCGCCUCGCAAGUGGAGCGUCUGCUGGAUCGCAUCAACGAUGAUCUGGAGGAUAUUGAUGCGCGCAACGUGCCCGCACUAGAAAACUUUAUCAUACGUUAUCGCGAUGUGCUGCGUUCCAAUCAUUAUUUGCUGCUUAGCGCCAAAUACUUGCUGUGCCAAACCUAUGGCCGAGUUGAGGGCUAUCUACUGCCUCAAAUGUCGCUGGAGGAUAUCGCACGCAAGGAGCGCUAUUGUCGUGAAUUUCUAGCCAUUGUCGAUGUACUCGAGCCGGAAAUGUCGCGUCUGCGUGCCAUCAUCAUGUACGAGCUGCAUGCACCGAUUAUGGUGCAGGCCCAACUGCAGAUGCAGAGCGGUCAGCUCACACGUCAGCAGUUCCAGCGACGCAUCAAGGAGGUGAUGCAGCUGCUGCGGGAGAGCUCACGCAUAUUGCAGCUGGAGCCAGCGGGUUCCGCUGAGCAUGAAAUGGGACUUGCGGCCGCUGAAGCGCUACGCGAAAUGGACAAUUAGCAUAUUGUUGUUGUUGUUAUUUUUUUUUUAUGAAAUGUGUCUAUUUUUUUAAACAUGUACAAGUUAAGCAAGAAACAAACUUGACAUAUCCAGUGUUGCAAACAUUUUUUAAUUAGUCUUCCGUUGCUUUGUCUCGAGCCUAACAAUGUAACUGCAACAAGUUUGCAACAAAUCUGCAAAAUUCUAAAAACAAAUAAAAAUAAAAUUGAAAA